AAUGAACAGGCGGAGAACUUCUUGUGUCUCAGGUCGCACACACCAGUGUUGUGUCGUGUCGCCCAGGCGUUGGAAAACUACCUUUGAAAAAAAAAAAAACUCUUCGGGGUGUGUGCGUGAGAAAGUGUGUGUGCGUCCGUCCUCACGUCUACAGCAGCAGCAACACCAGCAGCAGCACUACCACCAGCUGCAGCAGCAGCGUCGCGAUGAGACAGGAAGACGAACAGGAGGGGGCGCAGGAGGAGGCAACUCGUUUGCUGAAGGCCCGGAUGCAGCGGUCGCGUGGUGAAGACGGUUCGCUGGCUGGAGCCAAACGCCGUGCGAAGGAAUGAAUGCCAGUCGGCAGUGGCGGCCGGCGACACACACAGACAGACCAGUCAGACAGGAGGACAGGACCAGUCGCCUCCCUACGUGUCCCUAUCUCCAGCCACGUGUUGCUCUGGACUGGAGUUAAAGGGUCGCCAGGGAGCGCUAUUAAGCUCCCAUCAUUUCAGAUUAGAAUAUCUUCAAAUCUUCCAAGCGCCGGUGUUCUGCGGAACCUCCCUCACCCUCCUUCCCUCACCACAAAAAAUACUAACUGGCUAUUUAAGGAGGACUUGAGGACUUGAAGAAGUCCCCCACCACCACCAACACCACCACCACCACCGCUGCCCGGCAUCAAGACAAUUCAAAGGACGGGGCAACAGCAAUGACGGAGGAGCAGUCAGUUUAAAGGGGAGAAAGAAAGGAGCGGUGAAUUGUGGCCGGUCCUCUGGGAGGACGGAGGGGCAGCAGCGAGCAACACGUGCGUGACGCUGGCAAAGACUCUGCACUUGAGCUGCAGCUGAGGUCUUUGAAGAAGAAAAAAGAAAGAAGUGUUUGCCGAAAGCAAAGAAGAUCGCCUCACAAGCGUUUUGACGGCGGUGUCCAGGAGAAGAACCCUCAAAAGUGGACGAAAAAAGGAAAUAAAAAACAUCGAGCUACUGUCCUGCUGGGGUUUGUGGACAAACUGAUUGAGAAAAAAAAGGUCUUCCGAGGGCGAUGGCUGUGAACCACGUUAAGAGGUCAAAGGUGAUUUUUAGCGAUGAACGAAAGAGGAUAACAAAAUUGAGCUCUCGUGCGACAGGACAGGAGAGAAAAAGUAAGGAAGACACGACAGUGAAAGGUUAGGACGGCAAAAAAAAAAAAAAACGAGGCCGAGAGGGGGAAGAAGGGUGCAGGUGAGAAGUGAGUGGCGGAAGGGCAAGAGGGGGAAUCGUCCAGUGAAUGAAGGAAGAGAGGAGAAAAAAAGUCACCGGAUGAGUUAUUGAUUGCUGGUCAGACCAGUGGGGUGUGCGGGAGCCAUGGCUUUCCAAACGCAGGGACAGAGUGCUAGCCUCAAGUCGCCCGCCAAACCCGCCACCAACUCGCCGCCGGCAACAGGCGUCCUGUUCGUCCCUUCUCCUCCUCCUCCUUUUCCCGGCGACCAACUCUUCCAGUCCUUUCCUCGUCACACCCGUCGUCGCAGUUCUCGGCGAUUUCAUCUCUUUUUCCAUGUCUCUCUUCCCCUGAUCCACCCUGCGAAAAAAGUGGCUGCUUAUUUCAAAACUUGGCUUCGGGACGCCCGCGACUGCUACAUGAGGACGUCUUCGGGUCGCCUGGUUGACAUUCCCUUCCACGAAACCAUUCUCCCCCCAGUGACGUCACACUCCGUCAGCGCGCCACCGACCCCUGGCGCCAGCGUGGACAACAGUUUUCACCCCGACGACUGCGACGACGACGACCGAAAAAAACUUUUGGGUGACGACGGCGGAGAGGAUUCGGACGAUGUAGACAGGACCUGCGACAGGGGUGCCGCCGAUGAGGAACUUGGAGUUACCUGUCCGCGGGGCGGCGCCACGUGUUGCGGGAGGAUGGCUGGGCUGACGCCGGUGGCGCUGAUGUGGUCGCUGCUGUCAAUCCUGGUGGUGGGCGCCUGCGGGGUCAGUCUCUUCCACCCGUACUGGGUCAUGCACCCGGAUCGCCUCCACUCCUUCGGACUCUUCACCUACUGCAUGCGCGACAUGGCCUCCACCCUCCCCCAGGCCGUGUGUCACGGGUACGGGGAGGCCGGCGGGGGUAGGAUGGAACUGACCCGCAUACCCGCCGGAGCGUGGCAGGCUUCCACCCUGCUUUUCGGGGGAGGGGUGGCCCUGGAGGCCGUGGGUGCUCUGGUGACAGUGGUUCUCCUGUUGUUGCCAUCCUACGGGCGACACCGGCUGGCGCUGCUGAACGGUUACCUGCAGACAGUGGCAGAUCGCAUCUCCUCCUCACACUUGACUGCCGUUCGCUAGAGGAGGUGAGGUGAGUGGGAGGAGAAUUGGAUUGGGAAAGUAUGCGAAGAAAUAACCAGACGGCUAUCUAACCCCAAAAGAAUAGAGUUCAGAUAAUUUUGCACAGAAAAAUCCAAGUCUUUGUUUUCUUUUCCGAUGGCAUACAUGCGGAGCACUAAGUUUUAACACACCUCUGUCUCAUCCUCCAUCUCCCUCCCCUUCUCACUCCCCACACUCACACUGGCUUUUGUCACGUGCCGAUCACGACCCUCUCAAUCUUACAGAGUAUUUCGGGUAGACCGGCCCUUAAAAUCAGUCCAAAGGACUAGUUGUGUAGCUUUAGAGUAAGACACCCGGCAGAGUUCAACCAAAGAUGAUGUGUUGUAUCAAGUCUGGUUCAACUCACCUGUUGCUUAGACUGACACCAGUGGGAUGAAGAGAUGCCAACAGGGAAGGAAGGGAGAAAGGGGCAGGCAACUCACAACAAGGGGGAGAGUGGACAGACCCUGUCCCUGUCAUUCAGGUUAGAAAACUGCAGAAUGGGGCGACGAAGAGAGAGAGAGAGCGAUAAUAACAGCGAGAAGAAAAAAUAGACAGGACAAUAUGGCGAUGGUGAGACCUUAAGGUUGCCCUUAAUGAUGAUGAUGAUGAUGAUGAUUGAUUGAUUCCAUCAUCAAUUAUUAUCAUCAUCUAUUCAUUACAAAUCAGUUUCAUCAGCCUACAACUGUGCUGCACACGCAGAAUCACUCCUCCUCUCUCCUACAGGUGGUAAACCUGUUGAGAAGUGCAUGAGCACCGGUCUAUGAGUGCAUUAGCACCGAGCUAUGAGUGCAUUAGCACCAGUCCAAGAGAACAUUCGCAGACAUGUCUCCCUCGUCGUCUUGCAUGCAGCUGUUGGCUCCCACGAACAUAAACCAGACUUUACUGAAGGCUUGAUCUCUGUUUAUGCUCCCUCCUCGUUAAUAAUUUUCUUAAUGAAGGGAGCAAGGACCUGGUGACAGAGCACUGCUACACAGACCAGGCGUCCUCGACCUUUCCCCCCAACACACACAAACAUUCUUUCUCUAAUCUCUCGAGACCUUUCGUCCUUGACUGCCACCCAGGAGCUGUGUUCACGAAGCGACGGUAAAUAGUUUCAAGUAAAUCAGGAUAAGCAUCUUAUCUCUGUAGAUGUAAGGGAUGUCUAGACUCCGCCAAUGCUGCUGCUCCUGAGGGACAGUAAAUCAGUGACAACGAUUCCCUGGAGUUACUAACCAAAAAAAAAAAUAAUAAUAACAACAAGAAGAAAGUGAUAUCCGCAGGGUCUGGACAGUGCGAUGUAAUUACGAUGUUUUCCCCUUUGCCCACAGGUAGCACCUUACCCUCGCUUCAUGGAUAUAACCCCUGAUCGUUGAUGGUAUAGCUAUACACUUGUAUGUGGGAUGUUGGGAAGCGGGAUGCCGCGUGUUGUCAGAAUCAUUUAUCUAAAUUAUUAUCACAGUUAUUAUCCCCACCUUUCCCAUCUUUGUAGCUUUUGUUGUCGAGAGAGUUCAACAAAAAUGAUGCCAGAGCUGCGACUUUGAAGAUGGUUGUCAGAGAGCUCUCAAAACUUUAGGUUUUUGCGGAGGAUAAACAAACUAAACUGCUAGGGAGUAGAAUGCUGCUGUCACACGAGGCAAGGAACCCUCAUUAGAGACACAGUCCACAGAAAAUGAUGGACACCGAGGGUGAGGAUGCUUUUACCGCCGUAAAGCAUGCGAUUUGUCUAUUCGCUCCUUCUCUCUUUCUCUCCGCCU
Messenger RNA from Pomacea canaliculata, 4045 nucleotides. RefSeq lists its product as uncharacterized. The record is from RefSeq and is a predicted model, not a curated record. The coding region runs from base 1323 to 2291 and encodes 322 amino acids. Gene Ontology annotation, cellular component: membrane. NCBI's taxonomy places the organism in Eukaryota, Metazoa, Mollusca, Gastropoda, Architaenioglossa, Ampullariidae. The transcript has 2 exons.